This is a messenger RNA of Pseudophryne corroboree (corroboree frog), 1565 nucleotides long. Its product is annotated as armadillo-like helical domain containing protein 1. Lineage: Eukaryota; Metazoa; Chordata; Amphibia; Anura; Myobatrachidae. The record is from RefSeq and is a predicted model, not a curated record. The transcript is spliced from 12 exons. Bases 157 to 1386 code for a protein of 409 amino acids.
GGUCUGGGGUGAGGCGUAUUUGUGGGGUCACUGUGACCCCUGAGAAUUGGGAUAAGGAAGGAAUCACUGUGCUGAGCCUGUGAGGCUUUAUGAGGUGCUGUAGUGGGAUCCUCCCAGCUGUGAUAUACUGAGGAGCCAUAGGGACAUCUGAUCACCAUGUCCUCUGUCAAGGAGCAAGAAGCCAUCAGCCGGCUCAUGGCUUUCUUUAAAGACUGGGACAAUGGGAACAGGGUCACUCGUAGCCGGAUACUGAACAAUUUUAUCGCUUUCAACCAAGGAAAGAUGGCUCCGGAGCUGGAGCAGGAAUUCUCGCAGGGCGGCAGCUUGUUCUUGGCUCGGCUGACGACUUGGCUGAGGCUCUCAUAUAUGUUUGGUACAUGUGUAAAGGAGAUUCUUCAGGCAAUAUCAAUAUUUCUUGCAGCUGCUGGCAGCAGCCGCUAUAAGGUGGAGUUUGUGGAGGUCGGGGGAAUACUAACACUGUUGGAAAUUUUGGGUUUGAAACACUUGAAUGAACAACAGAAGAUGGAAGCGCUGAAGAUCCUUCAAAUUUUGUCUAGAGCUGGCCGGAAAUAUAAAGAACUGGUCUGCGAGAGCUACGGAGUGCGAGCAGUAGCUGAGUGUCUUGCAGAAUCCAAGUUGGAAGAGACUCAAGAACAGGCCCAAGUGCUACUGGAACUUUUGGCUCACGGGAAUCCCAAAUAUCAAAUCCAGGUGUAUAAGGGUCUGAUCGCCCUCCUGGCCUGCACGUCGCCCAAGGCUCAGCACCUGGCUCUACAAACGCUCCGUAUCGUGCAGGGGAUUGUGCAGACGGCUCACCCGGCCAUAGCGGAGCCCCUUCUGGGGGUGCUGCAGUCUAUGCACCUAGAGGUGCAGUAUGAAGCUCUGCAGCUGAUAAAAGAGUUGAUGAGCACGGAGGUGCGUCCGGCCUUGUUACAGGGACUCGUAGCUCUGCUGAGGCCGUCGCGGAAAGAACAUUUUAAGACAAAACCUCAGAUCCUAGAUGAUCCUGAUGUGCCUCAGAUGACGGGCUCACUGCCGACUUUUAUUCAACAAGCGGCCUGUGCUAAAGCCAUAGGGACGCUGGCUCGUGAAUCCACAGAGUUGUGUGAGGAGCUGAUACAGCUGAGAGUGAUACAUCAUCUGCUCUUUGUCAUGGGGAAUAAGGAACACACAGAGAGCCAAAGACAGGCCAGCCUUGCCGUGGAGUAUUUUGUGUCCUUGUUCCCUGUGGUUGAGGAGCAAGUGAGGACGACCAUUGGGGACAAACUCUUCCAGAUGCUGAUGGAGAAUGCAGAAAUACUGUAUAUGAAGUUGGACAGUGUACAAGUUGAAAUUCUAAUCUCCAACCAAGUGAACAUCCCUGGCAUAACAGAGGUGACAGAGUGAUCUCAGGAUGGACCGCACUCAUAUGGAGGAGGGAGCGAGAGAAGAAUCCACCAAUCACCCAGUGCAGCCCCAGCUCGCCCCAGGAGUAUAUUAUAUAUUGAAUAUGGAAAUAGAAUGUUUUUGUUUAAUAAUGACAUGUAAUGUAAUAUCAUGCAGUAAAUAAUAUAUUUAUCCCAUUA